GUUUCUUUGAUCUUUUCAACAGCACUCACUUUAACUUGUUUCCCUGGAUGCCCUGUUAGAAGUCUUUCUUAUAGAAAACACUACAGGUGAAGAAACAUUUCAUUGGAAAUGGCUUCAGGUGACAUGGUACCUGAGCAUGCUAAGCAAUACAAGCUGAAGGAAAAGAAGCCGCGGGCAAAGUCCCUGGAAGGGGAAUCAGAGGCCGAUGGCACGUUCACUUUCGAGGCACACGAAGCUUGGAAAGAUUUUCACAACUCUCUGCGCCAAUUCUACGAAGCAAGGGAACUUUGUGACAUCACGCUAAAGAUAGGCAGUAAGCUGAUACCAUGCCACAAGCUGGUGCUGGCCUGUGUGAUCCCCUACUUCAAGGCAAUGUUCCUGUCUGACAUGGCUGAAGCUAAACAGGACCUGGUUGAGAUCAAAGACUUUGACGCAGAUGCCAUCAGGGACUUGGUGAAGUUUGCCUAUUCCUCCAAGCUCACCCUGACUGUGGACAACGUGCAGCCGCUGCUCUAUGCGGCCUGCAUCCUUCAAGUGGAGCUGGUGGCCAGGGCCUGCUGCGAGUACAUGAAGGCCCACUUCCACCCAUCCAACUGCUUGGCCGUGCGGACCUUUGCUGAGAUCCACCACCGGGUGGACCUGAUGGACAUGGCGGACCGCUAUGCCUGCGAGCACUUCAACGAGGUGGUGGAGUGCGAGGACUUCCCCUGCGUCUCCCCGCAGCACCUGCGCACCCUGCUCUCCUCAAGUGACCUCAGCAUCGACAACGAGAAGCAGGUCUACAGCGCAGCCGUCAAGUGGCUCAAGGCUAACCCACAGCAUCAUGACGCCUGGCUGGAUGAGAUCCUUUCACAGGUUCGUUUGCCUCUACUCCCUGUGGACUUCCUCAUGGGAACUGUGGUCAAAGAAGAGAUGAUAAAACAAAACCUGAACUGCCGGGACCUACUGGAUGAGGCCAGAAACUACCACCUUCAUCUGAGCAACACAGCUGUGCCAGACUUUGAGUAUUCCAUACGCACCACCCCCAGGAAAUACACAGCUGGCGUCCUGUUCUGUGUGGGGGGGAGGGGGGGUUCGGGAGACCCUUUCCGCAGCAUAGAAUGUUACUCAGUCAGCACGAACAGCUGGUUCUUCGGCCCUGAGAUGAACAGCAGACGGCGACAUGUGGGCGUGAUCUCAGUAGGAGGUAAAGUCUAUGCGGUCGGGGGACAUGAUGGCAGCGAGCAUUUAGGUAGUAUGGAAAUGUUCGACCCAGCGAUUAAUAAAUGGAUGAUGCUGGCUUCAAUGAACACCAAACGGAGAGGUAUUGCUUUAGCUGCACUGGGAGGACCUAUCUAUGCAAUCGGGGGACUGGAUGACAAUUCCUGCUUCAAUGAUGUGGAGAGAUACGAUCUUGAGUCUGACCGGUGGAGUGCUGUAGCUCCCAUGAACACUCCCAGAGGGGGGGUUGGCUCUGUGGCACUGGGGACCCAUGUGUAUGCUGUGGGAGGAAAUGACGGUGUGGCCUCCUUGUCUAGUGUAGAGCGGUAUGACCCCCACCUGGACAAGUGGACAGAAGUGAAGGAGAUGGGACAGCGGAGGGCUGGCAAUGGAGUUGGCAAGCUGAAUGGCUGCUUGUAUGUAGUGGGUGGGUUUGAUGACAACUCCCCUCUGAGCUCUGUGGAGAGAUUUGACCCUCGCACUAAUUGCUGGGAGUACGUGGCAGAGCUGACCACACCACGAGGGGGGGUUGGAGUGGCCACACUAAUGGGGAAAAUCUUCGCUGUGGGGGGUCAUAACGGAAAUGUCUACCUUAACACAGUGGAGGCCUAUGAUCCUGUACUUAACAGGUGGGAGCUUGUUGGCUCGGUCUCUCAUUGCCGGGCUGGGGCCGGUGUGGCUGCGUGCUCCUGUCUUGUCAGCCAGAUCCGCUUUGUGGGUCAAGGAUCCAGCAGUGUUGCGGACUGCAUGUGAGCUGGCAUCCACAUAGAUGUCUGCUUCAGUCUUUGUUGGAGAAAUUGCAUAGUAGGGCAUGUGGUAAUCUUUAACAACAUAAUGUGGUUGCUGUUGCAAAAAAUAAAAUGCACCACUGUGGAGUUUAACAUGGGAAAACUCUCCACCACCUGCAAAGUGAGAGCUUGACAAAUAUAGAAGACAUUUUGGUCUUCUGUGUGAAAUAUGAACCAUUGGUUAGGAACCUGGUGAAAAAUGUAUUCUUACAAGGACAUUACGCUGGUAGUAAUUGCAGCCUUUUAGAUGCAUGCCAAUGCAGGAGUGCUGGGAUAUUUGGCUUGCAAAAAGAGAACAUUUCACAGUGUGGGAGAAAAUAUAUUUUUGUAUUUUCUAAAUAGUCAACACAUACUAUAUAUA
Polyodon spathula (Mississippi paddlefish) is the source of this 2349-nucleotide messenger RNA. RefSeq names its product kelch-like protein 8. NCBI's taxonomy places the organism in Eukaryota, Metazoa, Chordata, Actinopteri, Acipenseriformes, Polyodontidae. The transcript is spliced from 10 exons. The record is from RefSeq and is a predicted model, not a curated record. Gene Ontology annotation, molecular function: protein binding. Bases 109 to 1953 code for a protein of 614 amino acids.